Molecule: messenger RNA, 291 nt
Organism: Paraglomus brasilianum
Lineage: Eukaryota; Fungi; Glomeromycota; Glomeromycetes; Paraglomerales; Paraglomeraceae
Source: the annotation of a GenBank genome assembly
AUGUCUAGAGGACUUCUCGUUACCAUUCUUGUUAGCGGUUAUAAAGAGACUGUAAUGCAUAUUGCAACGGCCUUGUUUUUCAUGACACAGUUUAUGUUUAGCUAUUGCGCAGUAAUUUUGAACAUACAAAUUGAGGAUGAAAGAGAACGUGUUGUGAAUGAAUUUAACGUUACCGAUCAACGACGAGGUGUUAAAUGGAAUUAUUAUAGAAGGCCGUCUUGGUUAUUCAAUUUUAAACAGUCGUACAUUCUCGCCAAACUCGACGAUUCCUUGCGUAACCGAUCUUUUUAA